CCGCUCCACAUUUGACCGGUGAGGCGCGUCCGCCACUGAUUCCCCUUGCCAGCCCCAUUCUGACUCUGUAACCAUCCGGGCCCCACCGCCAUGGGCUGCUUCGAGGAGGAGGGCAGCUGGAACCUGUCCUUUUCGGGCGCCGCCUUCUUGGGCCUCUACCACGUGGGUGUAACCCACUGCCUGACUGAGCGCGCCCCGCGCCUCCUCCAGGGCGCCCGUCGGUUCUACGGCUCCUCGUCUGGGACACUCAACGCCCUCUGCAUCCUCUUGGACGAAUCGAUUGAGUUCUCCUGCUCCCAGCUCCUGGACCUGGUCAAGCAGGUGGAACAGCUGAGCCUGGGCGUCUUGCACCCCGCCUUCGCACCCAUCGAACACGUCAGGCAGCGGCUGCAGGACUUUCUGCCUGCCAACAUCCACAUCCUGGCCUCCCAGCGGCUGGGCGUCUCGCUGACCCGCUGGCCUGACGGCCACAACGUCAUGAUCACCGACUUCGCUUCCCGCGAUGAGGUCAUCCAGGCCGUGCUCUGCUCCCUGUACUUUCCUUUCUACUGCGGGAUUAUCCCUCCCGAAUUCAGAGGGGAGCGCUACUUCGACGGGGCUCUGAGCAACACCUUGCCGUUCGCGGACUGCCCCAACACCAUCACCGUGUCGCCUUUCCACGGGACAAUGGACAUCUGCCCCCCGAGCAUGUCGGCCAGCAUGCACGAGCUGAACGCCUGCAAUGCCAACUUCCAGAUCUGUACCGACAACUUCUUCUUGGGGCUCAUCUGCUUCACACCCCCCAACCCUGAGAUUGUGGCUGACAGCUGCAGGCAAGGCUACUUGGACGCCCUGAGGUUCCUGGAGAGACGCGGACUCACCAAGGAGCCAGUGCUGUGGACGCUGGUGUCUAAGGAGCCCCCAGCCCCAGCUGAUGGGACCCGGGACGCUGGUCAUGACCAAGGCCAGGAGGCAGGCCUGUCGCUCAACUGGGCAGUACCCAAUGUGCUGGUGAAGGACGUGCCCGACUUUGAGAAGGUCUCGCCAGAGCUGGAGGCUGCACUGAAGAAAGCAUGUAUGAGGGACCCCAGACCCUGGGCCCGCUUCUGCCGGUCGAGGCCUGGCCGGGCAUUGACAUACCUGCUGCUGCCCUGCACGCUGCCCUUCGAGUACGUCUACUUCCGGAGCAAAAGGUUGAUGCUGUGGCUGCCUGAUCUGCCGGCAGAUUUGUGCUGGAUGCAGGGGGUGCUGAGGAGCCUGGCCCUCGGGGUCUACUCCAGGACGAAGGACCAGCUCGUCGGGCUGGUCAAGCCUGCGGGGCACGAGCCCCCUCUAGCCCAAGGCAGUUCCUCCUGUGCUGUUGGCCAAGAAACCCAGACCUGCCCGCCCAUAAGUCCUGAAGGCCACCAAGCUGGACCAGCCCAGUGACUGACCUCUCCUGACCCAUCUUUGUCCUCUGUGCCCACAUCUGCCCUCUUGAGUGAGGCCCGGAUGUGAUUUGCCUUCGGGAGCUCAGUGCCCAGCCCUUGGCCCAGGGUGGGCACUGGAAUUGUCCGAAUGGAGGACUGACGGAACAGCCUCUCAUUUUCCCUCCCGGACUCUUGUCUCAGACAGUGUGGGCAGGUGGCCCUCAGGAGCCAGAGGAGGCCCCACCGGCCCCUUUGGAGCCCCUGCUCCUUGGAGCCAGUUCCCUGAGGUCUGGGUACUUCUUUUUUGGGGAGAGGCCCAGCCUGUUGGUAUUUUCUAGGUUGCUGUGUGCCCAGGUCACCCUGCCCCUGUCUCAUCGGAGGGAGAAAGGAAGGCAGGAGCUGAAAUUCCUGGUUCCGGAAUUUCCAAAUGGGGGAUUUGGGAGCAGCAUCUGCUGAGAAGGGGGGUUCCAGCAAUCGUGUAGAGCUGUGUACAGAGUGCUUUACCGAAGAUGGAGAAUAUGCUCAUAUCAGAGACUGGGGAGCAACUGGAAAUGAUGGGGUGAUGUGCCUCCCUUCAGAUCCUUUCUCUCACGAUCUCUGUCCUGCACCAGCCCUCGGGAAUGAGCCUCACGGUCUGCCUCACUCCAGCAACCUUGAUCUCUGACUUCCUACUGGGUCCAUCCAGUGGGAGCCCCUCUCAGGAGAUGGGGGGUGUGUGGGGAGAGAUGAAAGGAAUUAAAGUCUUUGCAGAAUUCCAGCUG
This is a messenger RNA of Rhinolophus ferrumequinum (greater horseshoe bat), 2149 nucleotides long. It is a transcript of the gene PNPLA5, whose product is annotated as patatin like phospholipase domain containing 5. Gene Ontology annotation, cellular component: lipid droplet; cytoplasm; membrane. The transcript is spliced from 9 exons. Gene Ontology annotation, molecular function: triacylglycerol lipase activity. The record is from RefSeq and is a predicted model, not a curated record. Gene Ontology annotation, biological process: lipid homeostasis; triglyceride catabolic process. Bases 91 to 1407 code for a protein of 438 amino acids. NCBI's taxonomy places the organism in Eukaryota, Metazoa, Chordata, Mammalia, Chiroptera, Rhinolophidae.